AAUGGGUAAACAAAUUUUAAAUUCGAAAUAAUUUUUAAACAAAUAGGAUAUUUUUAAAUUGUUGUAUUAAAAUUAAUGUGGUUUUUAUAAAAAUAAUUUCCCCUCCUUCACUUUCGUUUCUCUCUCGUUCUCACAAAACAAAAAUGGCGUCUCAGAGGUGUGGUGUCAUAACCUCUUUCUAUUUCUUUUGUGGUUUCUCAUAUUUCAAGUGUAUAACACAGUGAUAAAUGAUAACUGAUAAAUGAUAAAAUUGUAGUGGUGGUGGUAGUGGAAGUGGCCAUGAAAGGUGACAAUCAUCAUGGAUAACUGGACCACUGUAUUUAAUACGAGUUGUUGUGGUUUAGACGUCGAAAUGACAUUUUUAUGUUGAUGCUUCAAAAUAAACCGCAGGAAAACAACACUCGACGAUGAUUUUUAAAUCGAUGUUUUUCUGCGGAAUAUUUUCAGUCUCAUUAAGUGACUAGUAAAAUACUGACGUUAUCAAUUAAAAUGCAAAAUCAUUAAAAAAAAAUUUGAAUAUCUCGCAUUAAUUAGUAUUAAGAUUCGACAAUGGAGGAUUAUACACCGGUGGAUGAGGAUUUUCCAGGACGAUUAUUGCAUCAGGCUGCACUUUGGGACAAUGCGGAACUUCUCGAGGAUCUUUUAGGCGGUGAACACAAUCAAUAUAUAAAUAGUCAAGAUUCAUGGGGACGAACGGCUUUACAUGCGGCAGCAAUAACGGAAAAUUCACGAUGUCUUGAAGUAUUAUUAUCAGCUGGUGCAAAUCCAAAUAUUGCCUGCGGUCCACGAGGUCAGUAUCGUACACCACUGCAUAUUAGCGCUGAAUAUGGUCAUAUAUCAAAUGUCGAGAAACUUCUUGAAUAUAAAGUUGAUCUUGGUGUUUGUGAUAAAAAUGGAUAUUCACCGUUGGAUGUCUCGGAGAAAAAGGAACACGUGAAAUGUUCCACAUUAUUGAAACAAGCUGAGGAAAAAUAUGAACUCGAAAGAUUAGCUUCACACGCAUCAUUGAGAGGUGUUUGUAUGCAGGGCGAUGUAUUGGCAGCGAAAGGCAUUAUUCAAGCAUUAUCACAUGAUUUAGAAAUUAUUGUUAAUAUGGCGCCAAAUGGAGCGAAUACAUUACUUUUUAUUGCAUGUGAAAUGGGACAAAGGGAUAUUGUUCGUUUAUUAUUAGAGAAUGGUGCUGAUUGUCGUAUUCAUUCAGUGACAAAAUAUUGUCCAUUGUAUAUUGCUUGUUAUAAUGGUAAAUUAGAGAUUGUUGAAAUUCUUCUUCGUCAAUUUCCAAAACAAAUUCAAUCAUUAACUGUUGAAAAAUGGCUACCAAUUCAUGCAACUGUGAUAAAUGGUCAUCACGCUGUUUUUGAUUAUCUGCUCAAAUUUGAAUAUCCACAAAAUUUGUUUCAACGAUUUAAAGAUCCCACGGGGGAAUUUGAAUAUGAGAUGGCGUUCGAUAUUAAUACACAAGAUGUUACGGGUCAAAAUAUUCUUUAUAUAUCAAGUAUGUUGGGUAAUUUUAAAAUAGUUGAAACACUUUUAAAUUAUAAGGUGAAAGCGCGAAAAAUUAAAGAAGAAGAAACGGGUAGUGCAACACCGGUGCCAAUGUCAAGACGACGAAUAUCAAGUGGUAUUCAAAGGCUAAUGUCGAGUUUGAAUUUUAGAAGUAAAUCAUCAGAGAAAAAGGAUGAUAAUACUAUUUGUCCUUUAUAUUUAGAUUUAUAUUGUAAUAAUAAUACCGAAACUGCAUUACACGUUUCUGUUAAGGGACGACAUUUAGAUGUUGUUGCAGCAUUACUUGUAGCUGGUGCAAAUCCAAAUUUACCGGUAAAAAUUCUUUAUGAACAAUUAGAUCCAGAAUCGAGUUUUUCAACAGUUUUGGCAAUUGCAUGUGAGAAUCGUGAUGUUAAAAUUGUUGAUCUUUUACUGAAACACGGAGCAGUUGAUAAUGAUUGUAAGGCAUUAAAAAUUGCAGCACAAAAUCGUGAUGAAACAUUAACGGCAAAAUUAUUAUCAAUAAAAGCGUUUCCCGAUUCGGAAUAUAAAAUUAAUAAAAAAGCAAUGACUGACAGUACACAGUCGUCUCAUUUUUCGGCUUUAUCUAGUUUUGGUAAUGUCACUUAUUCAACAUUAUUUCCAAAUGUUCCGACAAUGAUAAAUUGGCAUAAUCAACAGUGUCGUUUGUCACAAAUUCGUUCACAAUGGUUUGUCGAUGCGGUAUUGAAUGUUAAUAAAAAAUUAAGUGCAAAAAAUAAUGAUUUAGUAUUGUAUGCAAUUACGAGAAUUGAUAUAUCACACAAUUCAAUAACGUCUAUUCCGUCAAUGGUGUUUUAUUUGCAAAGUUUGAAAUAUUUAAAUAUGGCACGUAAUAAAAUUGAUACACUUAUUGCGGAAUCAAAAAAUCCAAAAGAUAAACUUUGUCCUGUUAUUGAGGAACUUUAUUUACAGGAUAAUCGUUUGGAGCAAUUGCCGGAGUUUUUGAUGAAUUUUCCAAGUCUUGAGAUACUUGAUGUAUCGAAUAAUAAAUUACAAUGUUUGCCAAAUAAUUUGUGGCGUGCGCCAAAAUUGAAAGAAUUGAAUGCAUCUUUUAAUCUUUUACGUGAUUUACCAAGUGAAGUGUUUCAGAAUAUUGAUAAAAAAAUUGAUCGCGAGGAUACAAUUGGACAUAGUCCGAGUUUUCGAAAUUUGGUAUCACAAAUUGAAUUUUCAAGAGAAAACUCUACGGAUUCAAUGGAUUCUUUUUCAAAAAUUGCCAAUGCACGUAUUAUUGAAAUAGAACGUCCUCAUGUUUGGACAAAAUCGGUGCAAGUUUCAGAAAAAAUUAAUGAUGUUGAUACAGAAACGGGAGUAAGAUCUGUUUUAUCAUCAUUGAAUUUAGCGCAUAAUUUAUUUAACAGUAUACCCGUGGCUUUGCCAUGUUUGGCAGUGAAUUUAGUAAGAUUAAAUAUGGCUUAUAAUUCAUUGAGAUCAAUGAGUCACAUAACAUCGUAUCCAGCGAGUCUUAAACAAUUGGAUUUAUCAAAUAAUCAAAUAUCAUGUUGGCCAAGUUUACCGCAAGUUGAUGCUGAUGCUGAUUCAAUGGAACAGGCAACAACUGCCUGUUAUUGUCCGACAACUAAUAUUCAAUCACCAAUUGGUCCAAAUAAUCGUCAAACAGCAACAUCAUUACGUGACGUUGUUCUCAUGUCUGUUUGCACACAUAGACGUCAUUUGCGAUUGGAAAAUCUUCGUACUCUCGUUUUGGCGAAUAAUUUAUUAAUUAGAAUACAAUUAACAUCUGUUGAUGAUGGUGAAAUUAUCGAUGACGAUGGUGAGAAAAUUUCACGUGCCUAUCCUAAUUCAAAACUUUAUCUUCUCUUUCCAAAUGUUAGUAUGUUGGAUGUGAGUAAUAAUAAUUUAAAAGAAAUUCCUCAUAAUAUUUAUGAAUUAAGUAAUCUUUCCGUGUUGAAUGUGAGUGGAAAUUGUGAAAUUGUUGAAUUACCACCGCAAAUGGGUUUACUGUCGCGUUUAUGGAAUUUAAAUACACAAGGUUGUAAAUUACAAGAACCAUUGAAGACAAUGAUUGAAUCGAAAAAAUAUAAAACAAUGGAUGUGAUUGGCUAUUUAAAAUCGGUAUUGGAGGAUGCUAAACCAUAUGCGAGGAUGAAAUUAAUGAUUGUUGGUAUACAGGGUAUUGGAAAAACGAGUUUAUUGGAACAAUUGAGACAGGAGGGUGAGGUGCCGAAUAAAAAAAAAUCCGCUGAUCAUUGGGCAAAACGAAUGGGUAAUAAGAAUGUAAAUGCAAAAACAGCAAGAGGGACAAUUAUAUCGACAGUUGGUGUUGAUAUUGGUGAUUGGAUGUAUGAGAAAAAAGUACGUGGACAAUCGUCGCAUGGUGGUGUUUAUUUUCGAACAUGGGAUUUUGGUGGACAGAAGGAAUAUUAUGCGACGCAUCAAUAUUUUUUAUCAAAACGUAGUCUUUAUUUGGUUGUUUGGAAAAUAACCGAUGGUUUUAAAGGUGUUGCAGAAAUAUUUCAAUGGUUGGUAAAUAUACAGAGUCGUGCACCAAAUUCACCGGUAAUUAUUGUUGGAACACAUUAUGAUGUAUCAAAUGAGCAAAGUGAAAUUUUACAACAGCAUAUUAGGGAUAAAUUUAUAAAUGUUGUUGACGCGGAAAAAUGUGGAUUGCCAAGAGUUAUGGAGACAAUUGAAGUUAGCUGUAAGACUAGGCAUAAUAUUAAAAUGCUUUGUAAUUUAAUUUAUGAUGUUGUUUUUAGUUUGAGAUCACCGGGAAGUAAGGAAUUAUUACUUGAGCAACGUGUUCCGGCGAGUUAUUUAGCUUUGGAGGAAGUUGUUGUACAAUUGGCUCACGAUCGACGAUUGGCGGGUGCUGAUCCAGUGCUGAGAGCUGAUCAAUAUUAUGCAGCGGUGCAAUGUGAAUUGACAAAAUUGCGACGUUCAUUUCGUGAUCCAGCGGAACUUCAUCAGGCUACAUUAUUUUUACAUGAGAAUGGAAUUAUUCUUCACUAUGAUGAUGCAACACUUAAGGAUUUAUAUUUUUUGGAUCCACAAUGGUUGUGCGAUAUGCUUGCUCACGUUGUCACUAUAAGGGAAAUUAAUCCAUUUGCUCGUUCGGGAAUUAUGAAAUUAGAUGAUAUUCAACAUGUUUUUAAAUCUUCGACAAUAUCAUCGGUUGAUACGCAAGGAUAUAUUGUGAGUCUUUUGAAUAAAUUUGAAGUGGCUCUUACUUGGGAUUAUCGAACAUUAUUGAUACCAUCGCUUUUACCAUCCGAGGAGGAUAUAUUGAGAAAUAAUCAGAUUAUUAAAAUACCAGUGAAAACACGUGGUUGGCAUACAAGAUCAAAGAAAAUAAUUACUUCGCCUUUGUUUCCAUUUCCAAAUUCAGAGAAAGCGAAUCUUGAAUGUUUAUAUUUGACAUCGAGAUCACAGCCUGAUUGUUCAAUAACACGACUUCUUUUAAUGUCAUAUUUUCCAAGUGGAUUUUGGUCGAGAUUAAUAACAAGAAUAUUGGCAGACGAUGCAAUUGUUGAUGUUGUUAUGUCAUUUUUAACACCGUUUAAAGAUGCAGUUGAUGAGAAAAUAUUUGCCUCUAUGUUGGAUACACACGCUGAAUGGAUAUUGUGGCAAACUGGAAUUGAACUUCGUUAUGCAGGUGUUACACUAUUGCGUCUAAAGGAAGUUAAUUAUAAUCUUAAAAAUUCGCCAUACGAUUAUCGACAAUAUAAAUUUAAAUUGAAACAAGAUGGAAUUUGGUGUACAGUUGAUUUGAAAAAUAGUGCAAUUUUGGAAAUUUGGUUUCCAGUUGAUACACUUGUUGUGAAGCAGCCAAUAAUAACAGAUGGAAUGGAUAAUGAACCAAUGGGUUAUCAGGCAAUUGUUGUUGAUCCACAACCUGAGAGUAUGCCACAACUUCUUGCUUUGAUUGUUGAUCAUAUUGAUAUUUUGUUGGAGGAUUGGUAUCCAACGUUGGGUACAAGAUUUGUACAUACUUCGGAGGGUAAAUUAUUGGUAACAAGAUUGAUACCGUGUCCGAGAUGUUUAUUGAAUAAUGGUGAUCAGGAUGAUCAGGAUCAGGAUCAAAAUGAUGAGAUUCAAUAUCGUAAUCGUGAGAGACAAAGUCAGGAUAGUUAUAAAUCGGAUGGUGACAGUGGUGUUGGACAAGAUGAUGGAUCAACAUCGAGUCGAAUGCCAUCGUUGGAGGGUAAUCCGGAUGUGAAACAUUUUAUUAAUACAGAAGGAACAUUGGUUUAUUCAUGGAUGGUGGAGGAAUGUAUUUUAUCAGCUUAUAGCAAUAAAACAAUUAGUUGUCCAAAACAUUCGGAUAUUCCAUUAUCGCACAUUGCACCUGAUAUUAUAUUUAUGGAUCUUGGUUCUAGGCAUUUAAUAAAAUCGGAUGAUAUAAAAAGAGGAAAAAUGCUUGGACGUGGUGCAUUUGGUUUUGUAUUUCGUGGUAUUUGUCGUUUACCGGGAACAAAUAGUCGAGCUGAUGUUGCAAUGAAAAUGUUACAACCAGUGCCACCGGGUCCAAAUUCAAAACAAUCGGCAAUUUUGGCUUUUAAAGCGGCGCAAAGUAAAUGGGAUCGUGAUCCAUUGCAGUAUGCUUGUAAGGCUUAUUGUACGGCAAGACAGGAAUUAAAUAUUCUUUUAACAUUGAGACACGCAAAUAUUGUACCAUUGGUGGGUAUUGUUAUUAGUCCAUUGGCAUUGGUAUUGGAUUUAGCACCUGAGGGUGCAUUGGAUAAUGUAUUGAAAAAUUAUCGACGAUCUGGUGCUAAACUUGAUCCAUAUACAUUGCAGGCAAUUAUAUUACAGGUGGCAAAAGCUGUUGAAUAUUUACAUCAGCAGCAUGUUAUUUAUAGAGAUUUAAAAUCAGAAAAUGUUCUUGUUUGGCAGAUACCGUUACCAUUUCAGGAUCAUCCUGAUCAUCCGGUUCAUGUGAAGGUUGCUGAUUAUGGAAUUUCGAGACAAACACUGCCAUCGGGUGCAAAGGGUUUUGGUGGAACUGAAGGAUUUAUGGCACCGGAAAUAAUUAAAUAUAAUGGCGAGGAGGAAUAUACGGAGAAGGUGGAUUCAUUUUCGUUUGGAAUGUUUAUUUAUGAAUUGAUAACAUUGAGACAGCCAUUUGAGGGUCAUGAGGCAGUGAAGGAAUGUAUUUUAGAAGGUGGAAGACCACCGUUAACCUAUCGAGAUUUACAUCAUCCAUGUUAUGCUCUUGAUUUAAUGGUGAUUUGUUGGUCACAAAAUCCAAAGGAUCGACCGACAGCAAGUCAAAUUGUUUCAAUUGCAUCGGCACCGGAAUUUGUUCAUUUAAUUGAUGUUACGCUAUUGACGGAAAAAUCGAGAGUCACGGCAAUAACGAUGUCAUCACGUCAUUUGGAGGAUAAUAUAACUGGUGAUGAAAUUUGGCUUGGACAUAAUAAUGGUGAAAUUGAUGUUCUUCUUGGAACACAAAAAGGAUGGUUGCAACAUGUUAGAAUUAACACACAAUUAAUACCAUUUGCAAUGUGUGAAAUUGAUGGUUAUAUUUGGAUUGGUGAUAAUUCGGGACAUAUUCAUGUUUAUCUUGGAACUAAUUUUGCAUGUGUUGCAAGCUAUCAUCUCGAUGAUGACAAGAGUGAUUCGAAAAUUGUUGGUUUAAUUUAUCUUGAGAAUUUAAAACAAUUCGCUGUUGCUCUAUGUAAUGGGAAAUUAUUUUUAAUUUCAAAUUCAUUUACUCAAUUGAAAAAAAAUGAAAUUGUCGGCGAAUCAAAUGAUGAUGUUAAAACAUAUUCAAUGGCGGUUAUUAGUAAAAAACGACGUAUUGUAGAAUUGUGGGUUGGUCAAAGUUUUGGUAGAAUAAGUGUUUAUACAUUAAAAGAUGGAAAUUUGAUUGACACCGUGGAAAUAUCACACGCUAUUGGCGAUAAUGGUGAUAAAAAUUUAUUUGCCACUUAUUUAUUGAGUGCUGAAAAUUCAAUUUUAUCAUACACUUGUCCAGGAUGUGUUGUUUAUCAAUGGGACAUUGAAUGUAAACAAAUUGUGAAUAAACUUGAUAUGUCGAAAUUGGUGCCUUGCUCGGAAAGUUUGAAAUCAAUUUCAAUUGAGGAAAAUCUCACUUCAGAUAAAUGUCAAGUGACAAGUAUUGAAUCGUGUAUGAAUCAACUUUAUAUUGGAACAACUUGGGGAUGUAUUGCCGUUGCUGAAUGCAAUUCAUUGAGACCAAUUACAGUUUUUCGACCAUUUGAAAGUGAGGUGUGUCAAAUUGUUUCAUUUAAAUCGAUAAAUAAAAAGAGAAUGAUUUUAGUAACUGUUGGACGUGGUUAUCGAAGUUUAAUCACAAGAUAUACAGAUUCGCCAAUUGAUAGUUUAGAGGCGGAGGAUUUAAAGCAUAAUAUGUAUACACUUUUAUGGAGAUCGGAACAUUGGUCCGCUGCUUAAGUCUUGCCCAAGUGAAUUUUAGGUACGUUUUGGAAUAUUAAAAAAAAAAAAUUUUGUAAAAUCAAUUGAAAGGAAUCGAUUUUUCCUUUCAGUUGAAAAAUAUGCCCAUUUUUCACUAAUUAGUAUAUAUACAGCGAUUAAGAAAUUAGAAAAAAGAAUCAAAAUAUUUUUCUUAUAGAAAACAAUUUUAACAGGCAGAAAUAAUUUAUUUAUAAGAAUGCAAUCUUACCAGAUUUUAGUUUUCUAAUUUUUUUUUGCUGUGAUUACACUGGAAAAAGAAAAUUAUAAUUCAAAUAAAUUCGUUUUUUAUUAUCAAAUGAAUAUUUGAAUCAUAUAUUUUAUUUUUCCAGUGUACCUUUUUUUUUGUUAAUUUUAUUAAAAUUUUACUUAAUGUGAUUCUAAUCUCAUUUUAUAGUUUUGAGCAUUAUUUAGAGAUUAUUAAAUAGAAAAAAGUCUGAGCAAAAAAUGAACAAAUGCAAUUUUAAAAAAAUGCAUUUCCAAAGAAUUAAUCAUUAAUUGAUUAACAAAAAGUAUAUAUAUAAUUUUUAUAGAAUUAUUCUAAGGAUUAAAGUCACAAAUAAUUCAGUAUUUACGGUUUUUUUUUUGUAUUAACACAAUUUAGUACUUAUAAAUAUUGAAUAAUAGCAGCUAAAAUAUGUUUUGCUAAAUAUAUUUAAAAAAUCGCUAAAAAUAUUGCCGAGUAUACGUUACUAAAAAAAACUGAAUGUUUUGCUAAAAAAAAAAAUAUUGCUGAAUUCAGUGAAAAUCUCUACUUAAAUAUCACAAUUGUUUUAAACUUGAUCUUACAAAUAGUAUAAGAAUCUAAUUGUUAAUUACAAUAGGUAAUAUAAAGGUUAAGAUUUGAGAGCACUAUUUAUUAAAAUCACAUUAUAUAAAAAUUGUAUUAUCUAUACCAGUUACUAAU
Molecule: messenger RNA, 8833 nt
Organism: Leptopilina boulardi
Lineage: Eukaryota; Metazoa; Arthropoda; Insecta; Hymenoptera; Figitidae
Gene: Lrrk
Product: leucine-rich repeat serine/threonine-protein kinase 1
Exons: 2
Coding region: 550-7908 (2452 amino acids)
Biological process (GO): protein phosphorylation
Molecular function (GO): protein binding; protein kinase activity; ATP binding
Source: RefSeq, a predicted model, not a curated record